Caenorhabditis angaria is the source of this 11250-nucleotide messenger RNA. The record is from the annotation of a GenBank genome assembly. Lineage: Eukaryota; Metazoa; Nematoda; Chromadorea; Rhabditida; Rhabditidae.
AUGCUGAGUGUUGGAGGUGGUCGUUCGGCGGUUUGUCGAGCUGUUAUCGCAACUUCAAUAGUUUGGCUUCUUCUUGAUGUUGUGAUCUUAUUUUAUUAUUUGGAUCCGGCAACUUCGCAAAACGAUCAGAGGUUGGUUUGUGAUUUUGGGAAGAUUGAAAACAUUUAAAGGAACACACACCUGACGAGACGUGUCCAAAAUGGACACUGUACAUUUUUUUCAAAAGUCACACUGCAUUUUUUUCGAAAAAAAACUUUGUUUCCUUUUCAUCAACAUUUAACUUGGGGAAAUAAAUGCACAUUUAGUUCAGUGGUAGGCCAUUUUACUAGUGUUCAGAAGGCCCAGGUUCGAAUCUUCAUUCGAGCUAACUUUUUUUAAAUUUUUUCCCAACUUCAAAAUCAACUUCAGAUUGCGAAUUUUUCGAAGUUUCUCGGUGAAAAUCAACUCAGCAGACUUUGUUUUAGUGUGGUAACAUAAUGUGCAGUGUGGAAUUUACGUGACUGCUUAGCAAACCAUAGUGUCACUGAAAUUUCAAAAAAAUUGACUUUCUAUGAAAAAACUUCAAAUUCCACACUGCACAUGGGUAAAUUCAAAAACUACGCUUAAAAAUACACCAACUUUCUGAAUAUACCAACCCUUGAUAUGUGCUCGAAAAAAAUGCCGUCCGAUUCUUUGUAAUGUCCAUAUUUACCAUCAAAAUGGACACUUCAAAAUAACAGCGAAAUAGGGCAUUUCCACACUGCACUCAUGGUGUUCCACACUGCCUAUGACCUUAGCAAUCUAUUGGAAAAAAUCAACUAUAUCCGUUAAGCCUAAGCUUAGUUAUCCUAACUUCAAAUUUUGAGCAACGUUGCAACGCAUUCGUUUGAAAACAGUUUCCUUUCCACCAACAUUUUCCCCUCGGGAGAAAAAGAGAUGUGGCCGAGAGGAUAGCAUUUUAGACUGGCGAGCAUGAGACCAGGGUUCGAAUCCUCCUGCCCGCGGACUUUUUUCGAAAAACUUGAAAAUUUCACGCUGCACAUUUUUUUGAAAAAAAUUUUCACACUGCACAAAAAAUUUGGGACACUCUCUCGUCAGGUGUGAAGGAACACCAAAAGCUAAUAGUCACUCUAGCGUAUCCGAACAAACACUUCAGAACUCGAAAUAAUCAAUGUCAAUUUACAAAUGUUCGCAACAAAUAAAAAAAAAUUUGAAAAAAUGGUGAAGUUUGCGCCAAAAUAAAAAAAUGGGAAAAAAACCGUUUGAAUUCCCUCCUCAGAGGACUCAGAGCGAAAUGUGCAAACACCGUCACGGCAGAAUGCACACAAAAAAUUAUAUUUUUUAUUUUUUUUGUUUUUUCGGGAGUUUUCGCUUGUUUUUCACUUUUCAACGAUGAAUUCAUAUAUUUUUCAGUAAAUUGAUGUUGGCAAUUCUUCUCCCAACUGCCUCGAUCAUGUUUUCGACGGAGGAAUGCGGAAUUUCGUCGAUUUUCAGUCAAAAAGUGAGUAUUUUGAGAAAUUACAGAUUAUUCUCAUAAAUCACUGUUUUCCAGGCUCAUCAAUGUGAAACAUGAAUAAAAACUGCUGAAAAAUCAAAGAAAACCGUAGAAGUAGAAGAAAGACCCUGUGAGUAGUCAUGAAUCGAGGCGAAUUGGAGAGAUUCGAUGGAUUUUCAUGAUUUCAAGUCAGUUGCGACCGGAAGUCGUCAUCUUUGCCAUCCAAACUCAUCCAAAGCACUUCUUCGUCAAUAAUUCUGCUCAUCAAUGUUCAUUUCACAAUAAUUGUAUACAUUUACUCUAUAAAAAGCUGUUUUCUGUCAUUUUUCAAUAAAAUUUGAUGAAAACCGGUUUAUUUGUUAAAAAAAACGAAUUUAUCAGAGCUCCGACCAUUUAAAAACAACUGUAGGCGCUCGAAGUUCGUGGAAGUCAUAUUUAUUUUGAAUAUCAUCAGGCUGUGUUGGAGAAACGUUUUAGAUCGCGUGGAUUUAGUUGGGUUCGAGCAUUGACUCCCAUUUAGAUAUAAUAGAGAAAAGGGACUGAGAUCCCUUAAUCUCUUAAAGAGAAUAAAAAUGAGAGAACACAAGAACAAAAAACUACUAAUUUAUUAAAAGUAUAUAAAAGAAAGAAAGAAAUUAGGAUUUAAAUGGGUGGUUGUUGUGGUAGAAUGCUUUUGAUGUUAAUUUAGCGCGGUUUAGGCCAAUGGUGGCUCUAAAUGUGAUUGAAUUUCCUAGGGGGGUGUGAGAUAGCCCAAAUAUACAUGAAAACCCAUCGCACACGCGUAAAACGCGCAACCCGAAGACCAAAAACUUGAGCAGUCUCAAAAAAACGAUGACAAUUCUUCAACGGCGAAUGUUUUCCCGGAGAAAUUCGAAUAUUUGAAUGGCGGCCUUGCCGCCUCAACCCAACGAGACCCGAGCGAAUAAAUAUGUGUGCCUUGAAUCGGUUUUGCGCUCUCGUCGUCUGCGCGCUCUUGCAUCCACACACUAUUUCGCAGGAAUAAAUAAUUUCUCUCUUCAAACAACGGUUUUUGCUCGUUUUUCCUCAACUUUUCAGGUCUCUGGAGUAUAUGGUUGUCUGACGACGUGAUUAGCGUCUUCGCGAGUGCGCCGCAAUUUAUAUCAACUUAAUUAAGUGGGGAGAAAUCACUCAAUUUCUCACAUUCCCCCUCUACAUAAGAUUGCGAAGGUUACUGUAGUUUUCCUUGUUGAAGACGAAGUCAGUGUUGAAUUUCUUGUGGAGUGUUUCGGCGAUUUCGAAGACGACAUCAAUUCCAUUGCGACGGAGAGUAGGGGUGUCUUGUUGAACGAAUUUGAGUUCCAGAUUGAGUAGUGUCACAUUCCAUAAAAUCGAUCGACAUUUCCGUGUGUGAACAGCAGUCCUUCGAUUCAAUGUUCCAAUAUUGUUGUACCAAUCGUUGAAGUCGAUCCAAAGAUGCACAAUUUUUUGCUACCCCUUCUCCUGAUGUUCAGGAUACUGUAGCAAUUGAGGUGAUCUCUUCUGGAUCGCGAAUUUUAAGUUGUUAUGCCCUGAUGGCUCAAAUUUUAAGUAGUGAUGGUGAAUGAAUUUUUGACUAACAAAGAAUUGAUAAUUGUUCGAUUUUUUGCAAUCGACUUGGGUUGUCAAGUUUGUCCAAAUGAAUUGUUUUUCUCGUGGCAGUAUUAUCGCCAGCGUAGAUGAGAGUUUUCUUGAAAUUUGUCGAAAAAAUUCGAAUUUUCUUGUUUUCGAUGGUUUUAUCGAAAUUUGUGGGGUAUCCCUGGUUGAAUUGAAAAUGUGUGGGGGUAUCCGUGGGUAAAUCAAAAUUUGAGGUUCGAUAGAACCCUUCCCCCUCUACAUAAGUUGACAAAGUGUUGAGCGAUUUUGAUUCAUGGUUAGUAGGUGCAGUAAGUGCUAAUCACAUGAAUUGCGGGAAUUUUGAUUGGGUUGAUUUAGGGGAUGAAGUAGAUGCUCACAAGGUUGCGGAGUUUCAGAUUUCUUCAUCUAUCGUUCAUCAAUGUGAACGAAAUUAUGUUUUAUCCGAGCAGCAAUGAAAGGUGAUUGGCUCUGCCACAACUUCACAUCUUCCACGGCAUUUCUCCGGUGAUUCUUCUCUUGUUCAUUUUUUGCGAAAUCCUUUUUUCGCCCUUUUCCCUCAAUAUCCGAUUUGGACUUGAAGUCCUUUUGAAUUUGUGCGAUUUUCCGCCUCUUUUGAAUCGUGGCCAUAUUGUGCAGAUUCGAUUACAUGCCAACUAGUUCCAGAAUUUCAUCCAGAUCCGCCGAUAACCUCCAGGCCUUUGAAGCCUCGACAUCUCUUUCCGAAGUUUCUUCUAGUUGGACUUCUUGUACCAAUUCUCAUGGUCGAUUUCGAUAUUUGAGUUCCGACGACCGCAAACAUCUCUUCGAUUUGUUGGCUUGUAGGCUCGUUCAAUUCGAGAUUUUUCGCUCAGGAUUUUGGCUAUUUUUGUAGCCGUUAGUAAUAAUUCUGGUAUGUGAUGAAUUAUUUUGAAGUGCUGUGCACUGAUGGUUGUUAGUUUUCAAAGUUGUUGGCUUUUUUGAAAACUUUCACUGGUUAGUUGAUAACCAUGGGUGUUUGAAUUUGAUUUGGCCCUUGUUGAAAUCUUCCAAAAGAUAUACAUUCCACUCUAAGAGUUCUGGAAAUUCGGUCAAAAUGUCCUUCAGGAUCUAAUUUUCUUUUACCCAGCUUCUUGGGCGUCUCCAAUCGGGUUUUGAGCGAUGAAAUCCUUUGGUACCUGCCAAACCUCCCAAACUUCUUCUGAAAGUAUUUUUGGUUGAUUUUUUUGGCGUUUAAGCUGUCAUUCGUUCCAGUUGCUUUCCUGCUCUCUCUUAUCUACCCUGCUAUCCCCGGCAGCUCUCCAUUUUAACUGGGGGCUGAAGCGAGUGAUUAACUUCGCAACAGUGGAAUAGGAAGCAUCAGUUCCUAUCCCCAUAGUCUUACGGUCCGGCCUUGUUCACGCUCCGGAUGUAGAUGUUGGUUGAGACGGAGCGAGGAGGAAGAUGUUUCAUUAUGGUGUUUUGAAAUCACCAGUGUGUUUUGAAAUCACAAGGGUGUUUUGAAAUCACGCUUGAAUUUUGAUUAAACAACACUAUUUUAUUUGGCUCGCUGACAUUCUUGACUUGUUCAAUUUCUUCUUUAACUCUCCCCAACCUGAUUUUCGGUUUUGCCGAUUUUCAGUUUCUAACGUUUUUAGAGUGGGUUUCAGAUUUUUGAUGACUGGAAUUCCACUGGAACCCUCCCUAAAAAAUUUACCUUAACUUGCACAAAAUCCAAAUCGAUUCGAACUGUUCGACCACCAAUCACCCUCUCUCAAUAAUCGCAGACGUCUCCUUGAUUUCUUGAGCGGUUCUCUUCCGUGGUCCAAUUGGUUUUCAGCGAAUUUGGAAAGCCUGUAAAUUUUUUCGGGUUGACUCCCUCUGAGUUCAUGCGCUAAUUUCCUGCUGCUUCCCUAUCUCACCGCUAUCCCGGCAAAUUCUGGCGAAUCGGGGCUGGAACGGCUGAUCAGACCGAACUCAGUAGAUCGAUGAGACCGACGCUCUAUCGUCCAAUAGACUUACGCUCCGAAAUCAUGUUGAUUUCGGAAGUAGGGAAAGGCGAGCGAGGAAAAAGCUUGAUGAUGCAGCUGUGCUGCGAGUUAGUACAUGAAUCCUUUUUACGACAGGUUAAUUGAAGCUUUGCUUCAUGAUUUCGCGGAAUUUGGAUGAUUUUUGACAGAAAGGUUCAAGACUUUUGAAAAUUUUGGUAGAAAGUUUGAAGCGCUUUCGAUACCUUUAAAGGAAGUUCAAGGAACUUUUGAUGAAUCUCGGCAGGAAGCUUAAAGAGCUUUCGAUGCUUUUUGGCUGAAAAGUGUGAUGAACUUUUUCGCCUCCUGGCUGAAAAGUUAGAAGACCUUUCAGCGCCACUUGGUUGAAAGGCUUGGAGCAUUUUCGACACUUUUGGCAGCAAGUUUAGAAAGCUUUUGACAACUUUGACAGAAGAUUUGCAAAAACUCUCGAUCCAGCUUACAAAAGGUCUGAAGGAGUUUUGGUAGCUUUGGUAGACAGUCUGCAAAACUCGAGACAGUUGACAGCACGUUGAUCUUUCGAUAACAUUGGCAGAAAGUUCAAAGAACUUUGGUGCUUCUUGGCUGUGGAGUUCUGGGAACUCUUUGUGCCUUUGGUGCGAAGUUUAAGCUUGUAGGUCCUCUUGACCUUUUUCUUCUGUGAUCCAGACAUCAAUUCAUGAAUGAGAAAAGAGAUGUUGGAAAUUCUUUUGAUUUUUGGGAGAAUUCUUAUAAAUCUCUCGAAGGUUUGAAAGUCUUUUGAGACUAUUUGAAAUUCGCCAGUUCGUUUCAAAGAACGAAGCUUGUAUUCGAAAUGUUUGACAAUUUCCAAACUUCCUGUCCUCCAAGGGUCGCCAAUUUUUCGAAUUUCUCAAGAUUUUGGAAAUAUUUGCAAACUGCCAGAAGUUUUCGAAAUUUGAAAUUUCCAAUUCUUUGAAGGGAGAAAACAUUGAUUUUCUUUGAAUGUGAAUUUGCAAAAUCGGUCUUUGGUUUCUUCGGAAAUUGCGUGCUUGGCCAAUUUUCCCGGAAGAGUCAAACGGACAGCAGUUUGAAUUUCGCUGGAUGAGAUGGUUGAGCACUUGUUGUAGCGAGCCAAUUUGGAAGCUUUGACGGCGAAUCUUUCGAAAACAUUAUUGACGAAUGAGUUCAUGAUUGACAGAACCUUGAUGACGCUCCAGUAUUUGGUUGAACUUGUUUGAGAACACUGUCGAUGUAGGUGUUGUGAGAUCCUUUCUCUUGGUGUAUCUCUUUCUCACUCCAGGCUUUUGGCAGAUGUUUUCCGAAGACCUGCGACAUUUUGCCUCAAUUCGAUGAUAUUGAGGUCGUUUUGGUUAGUUUGGCGAACUUCUGCCCGCGAUUUGAGUCGUCUGCCGUUUUUCUUUGGGAUUCAGAGGUUUGAAUCCUCCAUACCAUUCCCCAUGCAAGACCGUGACUAAAACUUUGGUUUGCGUCUUGCGCGGGGAUUUUUAAGGUUUGGAGGCUUCUUGCCUCUUCAGAAUCUGGGAUUCUGUUCCUUCUAUUCACGGCUUCUGACUCUCAAACGGGUCUUUUUUCGUCGGCACAACUCCGAGAUCUAUUUGCCGUUGGCUUCCAGAGCCUUUGGCUUUCUUUAAAACUUUAUUGGCCUCUUGUGCCUCUAGUUUUUGUCAACACUUGGUCUUUUAGACCUCUGGUUGUUUUUUGAACUCCUGGUCUUCUGUGACCUCUGGUUCAGUUUGAACACCUGGUCUUCUUGUGACCUCUGGUUCAGUUUGAACUCCUGGUCUUCUUGUGACCUCUGGUUCAGUUUGAACUCCUGGUCUUCUUGUGACCUCUGGUUCAGUUUGAACACCUGGUCUUCUUGUGACCUCUGGUUCAGUUGUGCCGAUGUUCUCUUGGUUUAGGUCGUAAUGCACCAUGUAAAAUCGCGUGGAUUUAGUUGGGUUCGAGCAUUGACUCCCAUUUAGAUAUAAUAGAGAAAAGGGACUGAGAUCCCUUAAUCUCUUAAAGAGAAUAAAAAUGAGAGAACACAAGAACAAAAAACUACUAAUUUAUUAAAAGUAUAUAAAAGAAAGAAAGAAAUUAGGAUUUAAAUGGGUGGUUGUUGUGGUAGAAUGCUUUUGAUGUUAAUUUAGCGCGGUUUAGGCCAAUGGUGGCUCUAAAUGUGAUUGAAUUUCCUAGGGGGGUGUGAGAUAGCCCAAAUAUACAUGAAAACCCAUCGCACACGCGUAAAACGCGCAACCCGAAGACCAAAAACUUGAGCAGUCUCAAAAAAACGAUGACAAUUCUUCAACGGCGAAUGUUUUCCCGGAGAAAUUCGAAUAUUUGAAUGGCGGCCUUGCCGCCUCAACCCAACGAGACCCGAGCGAAUAAAUAUGUGUGCCUUGAAUCGGUUUUGCGCUCUCGUCGUCUGCGCGCUCUUGCAUCCACACACUAUUUCGCAGGAAUAAAUAAUUUCUCUCUUCAAACAACGGUUUUUGCUCGUUUUUCCUCAACUUUUCAGGUCUCUGGAGUAUAUGGUUGUCUGACGACGUGAUUAGCGUCUUCGCGAGUGCGCCGCAAUUUAUAUCAACUUAAUUAAGUGGGGAGAAAUCACUCAAUUUCUCACAAAACGUUCAAAAUCCGCGAUUGCAGGUUGAAAACGCAGUUUCCUACCAAAUUUACUUAUUUCGCCACGAAUGUUCUUCCAAUCUGCAAUCAAUACGUUUUGUUGAUAACCAGAAUAUCGAAUUUACUACUUAAAGUCGUCAUUUACUAUGAGAAACAAAGAAAAAAUGGAAAAACGCAAAAAAUAUUUUUCGAAAACAAAAAAACAAAAAGAAAACAACGACAUUCCGCUCGCCUGGUGUUUAGCGUAAAAGGCGUGGCAAUUUGAUUUCGAGUUUUUUUCAUUUUUCCACAGAAAAAUAUUUUUUUCUCUAAAAGUUCAGAAGAAUUUUUUCAUCGAAAAGUGAGUAUAGGGAAUGAAAGUAGGAGUAUUAAAGUGUCUGUUUUGGUAUGCGCGGCUUCAUCUAGCGAUGUUGACCUUUUAGUUUUUGGUGUUCCUUUAAAUUUUGCCUGAAAAUUUGGAAUUAAAUUGAAAUUUUAAUAAUUCAAAAAAAGCCGAAGACCGGAAAAAUACAAAUUUUAUCAGAAAAAGCAAGGUUUUUUCAAGACAUACUUCUGAAAAUUUAAUUUUUUUCUCAAAUUUCUGACAAAAAAUAUUAUAAAAAUUUAAAAAAUCCUCAACAGUUUUUUCUUCAGGAUUCUAACACGAGCCGAACGACUUGAGCCACAAGUAAAACAUUCAGUUGACAAUGACGUCAUAGAUAUACGAAAUCCCGUGACUCCUCAAAAGAUUGUAAUAGAUCCAGAAAUCGAACGACAACUCCAACAAUUAAUGAAUAAUCAAGCAUUCGAGAAAGGAUUUGAAGGUCAAGGUGGAACUGGUGUUGUAGUUCCAGAAGAUAAGAAGGAUGUUAAAGAAAAACGAUUCUUGGAAAAUCAAUUUAAUGUUGUUGCAUCGGAAAUGAUUUCAGUUAAUCGAACUUUGCCAGAUUAUCGAACACAGGCGUAAGUUAUUUGAUUGAAAGGAAAUUCUGAUUAAAAAACACCAAUUAUUUGUAGAUGUCGCGAUCGAUCCGAUAAAUAUGCCGAAAAAUUACCAAAAACUUCAAUUAUCAUUGUUUUCCACAAUGAAGCCUGGACAACACUUCUUCGAACUCUUCAUUCUGUUGUCAAUCGGUGAGAUUUUCCUGAAAAUUUUCUGAAAAGAUUUUCGAUAAAUUCCAGCUCGCCAAUCAAUUUGUUGGAAGAAAUUAUUCUUGUUGAUGACAAAUCGGAUCGAGAUUAUUUGAGAAAACCGCUGGAUGCUUAUAUUAAACGAUUCCCGGUAAGAUGAGCAUUUUGAGUCUGAAAAUGAGAUUUUUUGACUGAUUUCGAGCAGAAAUUUGAGUUCAGCGUGAUAUUUAGAGCAUUUUGAGUAUAAUUUUGAUGGGGGAUUUGAAAAUUUGGAAUUUUUGACCUGAAAUUACCAUUUUUGCGAAAAAUUAUGGAGGAGGGUCAAGUUUUUGAAAUUCCUCAAAACCAUAUCAAAUUGGAUGUUCACAAUCUGGAAAUUCCAUGGAAAAUUUUUUCCCGAUUUCUUAUGGAUUAUCGGAUGUUUUAUAAAAUUUGCGGGUUUUUGACACCCCACAAGCCUAUUUUUUCAUUUUUCUGAAAUUUUGGAGGAUUUGAGCCCUGAAAUCUGAAAUUUUCUAAAUUCUUCAAAACUAUAUCAAUUAUAUCAAGUUAGGUGUCUAAAAACUGGAAAUUUCAAGGGGAAUUCAAAAAUCACCGAGAAAAAUCAGAAUAAAUAAAUAAAUAAAAAUUCAGAAGACCCUCGAAAUUUUUGAAUGUUUUUUUUUCAAUUUCACGAAUUUCUUUUCAAAAUAUCCUGAAUUUUAAAAAUAUGACAAAUAUUUAGAUUUAUAUCAAAAUAUUUUUAGUUUUUUCCGACCUUUCCAUAAUUAUUUUUUCCGCAGAUUCCCGUUCAUCUUGUACAUUUGGAAGAGCGAAGUGGUUUGAUUCGAGCUCGAUUAACAGGUUCUGGAAUGGCAAAAGGAAAAAUCCUCUUAUUUUUGGAUGCUCAUGUCGAAGUUACCGAAGGAUGGUUAGAACCAUUAAUUGAUCGAGUUGCUGAAGAUCGAAAACGAGUUGUAGCCCCAAUUAUUGAUGUCAUUUCUGAUGAUACUUUCGAAUAUGUCACCGCUUCUGAUACAACUUGGGGAGGAUUUAAUUGGCAUUUGAAUUUUAGAUGGUAUCCGGUUCCGAAGAGAGAAUUAUUGAGAAGAGGAUCUGAUCGAUCGGUUCCGAUUCAGUGAGUUUUUUAAAAUUGAAAAUUAUAUCAAUCUUUUAUAUUGAUGUAGGACUCCAACAAUUGCUGGAGGACUUUUUGCGAUCGACAAACAAUUUUUCUAUGAUAUUGGAAGUUAUGAUGAAGGAAUGCAGGUUUGGGGAGGAGAAAACUUGGAAAUAUCAUUCCGUGUUUGGAUGUGUGGAGGAUCUCUCGAAAUUCAUCCGUGUAGUAGAGUUGGACAUGUUUUCCGCAAACAGACACCUUAUACUUUCCCUGGUGGAACUGCAAAAGUAAUUCAUCACAAUGCAGCAAGAACUGCUGAAGUUUGGAUGGAUGAUUACAAAGCGUUUUUCUAUAAAAUGGUUCCGGCUGCAAGAAAUGUUGAUGCGGGAGAUGUUAGUGAAAGAAAACAGUUGAGAAAUAAUUUGCAAUGUAAAUCGUUCAAAUGGUAUUUGGAGAAUAUUUAUCCGGAAGCUCCAUUGCCGGCCGAUUAUCGAUCUUUGGGUUCGAUUUCGAAUCGGGCUGAUCAGAAAUGUAUUGAUACAAAUGGAAAGAAGGAUGGACAGUCGCCUGGAAUGCAGGCUUGUCAUGGAGCUGGAGGAAAUCAGGUUUGUGUUUUUUUGAAUUUGGAAAAUCCAUGAAUUUUGAAUUAUUUUCUACGAUCUAAAUUUUAUUCAGAAAAUCCCCGGUUUUCGAAAUUUUCAAUUUUUCUCAAAUUUUACCCUGAAACCUGGAAAAAUUUAAUGAAAAUACUAACAAAAAUUUUUUCUCAAAAUGAAUUCAAAACUUAAAGUGAACUUUUUUGAAAUUUCAAGUAUCGGCGUCGAAAAAAAUCCACGUGGCUUUCAGAAUUUAAAACUUUAAAACUUUCGAAGCCAAGUUUUCAAUUUUCCAACUUUUAUAUCUCUUCUCCCACAGACAAUUCGAUUUUCGGAUGGUUUUACAAUCAAAAUCAAAGACACCGCCCCAGAAUAUGAACGCUAUCCAUUUUUAGCGAAUUCGCAGGUCUAGAUCCCCCUCGCAUGUUUUUUCUUUUUUUUUUAAUUUUCAAAAAAUAUUUGGUUCUGAGUGGGGUCCCUUUUAUUCUCCUUCUCCUCAAAUAUAAUAAUUUUCAGGCUUGGGCAAUGACUGGAAAAGGAGAAAUUCGAUCGGAUGAUUUGUGUGUUACUUAUGGAGCUGUUUUCCAAAUGGGACCUGAAGUCAGGUUAGAAAAAUGUUCGGUUAGCAAAAUUAAUCCGAAACAUGUUUUCAAAUAUGAUGAGAAGGUAAUUAAUUAGCCAGUUAAUUAAAUAUUUUAAUUAAAAAAAUACAUUUUUCAGUCUGGAAAUUUGAUUCAUGUGAAAACUGGUAAAUGUGUGACUGCAUCUGAUACAAAAGUCACAAUGGAUACUUGCGAAAAUAAUCGACAGGAACAAAAUUGGCAAUUGGAAGGAUAUCAAAAUUAG